Messenger RNA from Colletotrichum truncatum, 1017 nucleotides. Its product is annotated as thymine dioxygenase. Gene Ontology annotation, molecular function: 2-oxoglutarate-dependent dioxygenase activity. Lineage: Eukaryota; Fungi; Ascomycota; Sordariomycetes; Glomerellales; Glomerellaceae. The record is from RefSeq and is a predicted model, not a curated record.
AUGGCCGCUACCGCAGUAGACAAGGAGGGCCUCUUCAUUCCCCUCAUCGACUUCUCCGCCUUCCUCAACGGCGACGUCGCACAGCGCACCGAGACUGCUAAGCAGAUCCUCCACGGCUUCCAGAACGCCGGCUUCAUCUACCUCCAAAACGUGCCCAUCAGCCCAGAACUCCGCAGCGCCACCUUUGCCAAGUCGGCCGACUUUUUUGCUCAAGAUGAUGCCGAAAAGAUGGCCGUUGGCUGGACCACACCGGAGGCCAACCGCGGCUACUCUGCCCCGGGCCGCGAGAAGGUCAGCCAAUUCAUGAACGCGGACGACAUCAAAAAGCAGCGCUCUGGUAACCCUGAUCUGAAGGAGAGUUUUGAGAUUGGCCGUGAUGGCGAGCCUGACCACCCUAACCAGUGGCCUGUUGAGAAGGAGGGAACUCCCGUCGCAGGGUUCAAAUCCCAAAUGUUGGAAUUCUUUGACCAAUGCAAGGAUCUGCACACCGAGGUCAUGCGCGCCAUUGCCGUAGGGAUGGGUAUCGACGAGACUUACUUUGAUGGGUUUACUGAUGUUGGCGACAAUACCUUGCGUCUCUUGCAUUAUCCCUCUGUUGACCCUAAGGUCUUCAAGAUCAACCCAGGCCAGGUCCGCGCUGGCGAGCACAGCGAUUACGGGUCCAUUACACUGUUGUUCCAGGACGACCGCGGCGGUCUGCAGGUUAGAAGCCCGAACGGCCAGUUUGUGGAUGCCACGCCUAUUCCGGGAGCCGUAGUCGUCAACGCGGGUGAUUUGUUGGCGAGAUGGAGCAAUGACACUAUCAAGAGCACUAUCCACCGCGUCGUUGAGCCCCCGAGGAAGCCAGAGGACGGCGCCGAAUACCCCCCACGGUACAGCAUUGCGUACUUCUGCAACCCGAACUUCAAGAGCCACAUCGAGGCCAUCCCUGGCACAUACGCAACGGAAGAGGAGAAGAAGUAUGAAGGCAUCAACAGCGGACAGUACCUCGUACAGAGAUUGGCAGCCACGUACUGA